UUUGCACAGUCACGCCGUUGCUAAGCUCCACUCGAGUCUUGUUCGGUUUUUUUCCGUUCAUUUAUUUGAAAUAGUGUGCGACAACCGAUCGUGAUUAAGAUGCUGUUCGAGAAUCCGCCCGGUGCCAAGCUGUUUCCCGCGUACAGCGUGCCGCCCCCCGUUCUGCCUCCCGCCGUCAUCAGUGUCGCAGGCGUUACACUCAGGCCGUUUGGACGAAACUGGAGUUAUCUGGUGCGGCCUCCACAGGCUAAGCUGCGCGAGCUUCGGCCACCACUGAAGAGGUGGAACCGGCGAUACGCAUCUGGUGCAGAGACUCAAACCCCCACCGGGUCGUUUAUUGAAAAAUAUCGAAGGGGUUAAGACACCCGAUCGAGCUGCAAAAACGCUUCUCGACUGGGUUCAGCAAUGGGUGAAGGCAACGGUAUAAUCGACCACGACAUCCACGGCACCCUCAUUCAGAUGAACGGUAGCCAUUCGGGUUCGUCUGGCAGGAGCACGCCGAACAACACGAACGAUCCCGCCCCCGGCAAACUGUUUGUCGGCGGCCUCAGCUGGCAAACGUCGAGCGAAAAGCUCAAAGAAUAUUUCGGCAUGUUCGGUAACGUUACCGACGUACUAAUCAUGAAAGACCCCGUCACACAGAGAAGUAGAGGAUUCGGUUUCAUCACAUUCUCAGAACCGUCAAGUGUGGACAAAGUUUUGAAAGUUCCGAUCCACACAUUGGAUGGUAAAAAGAUCGACCCAAAACACGCUACACCAAAAAACAGACCAAAACAACCCAACAAAACAAAGAAGAUAUUUGUAGGUGGCGUGAGCCAGGAUACUUCAGCCGAAGAAGUAAAGGCUUACUUCAGUCAAUUUGGCAAAGUCGAAGAGACCGUAAUGCUGAUGGAUCAACAAACUAAAAGACAUAGAGGAUUCGGCUUCGUUACGUUCGAGAACGAAGACGUUGUCGAUCGUGUGUGCGAAAUUCAUUUCCACACCAUCAAAAACAAAAAGGUAGAAUGCAAAAAAGCUCAGCCCAAGGAGGCGGUUCAGGCCAGUGCACAAUUGCUCGGUAAGAGGAUCAUGCUGAGCAGUCUUGGCAUGCGCAUGGCCGCUCCGGCGGCAGCAGCAGGGGCGAUCGCGGCCGCCAAUCCCUUGGCGGUGGUACAGGCUCAGGCACAUGUUCAGGCGGCAGCGGCUGCCGCAGCCGCCGCCCAAGCCCAGAAUGCCGCAGUUGCCGGCUAUGGAAAACUCUUCGGCGCCUACCCGCCGUUGGCCAGUUACCGCUACUCUCCCUAUCCGCUCCCCGCAGCCGCGGUGGGAGCCAAUGUUGGAGCGGCUGCAGCGGCGGCCGGUGGCAAUCCAGCUCCAGCACCUGCAGCAGCUACGACCACUCUGGCGCCCCAGGUUGCGGCCAGCCCGUAUCAAGGAUACAACCUCACUAAUGUUGACAUGACCAGCUUCCAGGGCGUCGACUGGGGCUCCAUGUAUGGUGUGGGCAUGUACGUCUAACUUGCUCAUUGAUAUUGUUUUUUUUUUUUCGUAAGAGUAAGAAUAACACGCGAAACAUAAUGGGCCAAAAUACCCUACGGACUUCCAAUUAACAUUUCCAGUAUGUCAAUGGCGGCGUCCCGUGCCUAUUACACUUUGAUAUUAUUACUUACUUAAUUUUAAGUAGACUGUCGUGAUUCCGAUUCUCGCGUGAUAGGCAGCACGUUUUCAUCAUACACAAGCUUAUUUGUUUGUUGUUGACAGAAGCCUCGCUCCUUACAUAAACGGGCUUUCAUUUCUCGAAUUUCCUGAUACUAGCCCAAAUUGGGCUCUCCAUUACAUUGCUCACUUAUUCCUGCAUUUGUAAUUUGCUCCUGGUAAAUUCGACUACUGAAAUUCCGAUACUGUAUACAAUUGUUGGUUGAAAUUUGUUGUGGUAAGGGGUGAGGUCAUACGACCGAUGCCGCCUUAUGCUCAAUUUAGUGUUUAGCAAUAACUCGCAAUAAUCAGUAUUACUAAAACGAAUUGAAUCUCGUUUAGAUCAAGCUAAAAAAUUUAAAUUCCUCACUCAUUCUCCCCGAAUGGCAAUAACGAACACUCUUUAUAUUUAUAAGAAAAAGUUUUAAUGAAUAUGGUUGUGCAGACGAGUGUACUUAAAAAUUUUUACUGUAGUAUUUAUUUAUUACAAUUAUUACGACUGAACACUGGCGGUUUUUUACUAGUUACUUGCCAUUAUUUAAUAAUGUGACAGGCGAAGUGCCUCAGACUGCCUCACUCAGACUCACUUAGGAUAAAUUUUAAGAAUCAUGCAUCAUAAAAGGUUCAAUCAAUACACUCUCUUUCAUACAUGAUAUGUCAAGUUGAUGUACUCGCUAGAUUUUAAUACAAAUUAGUGAUAAGUAUUGUAUGUACAAAUUUGUAGAUAUUAGCGUUACUUGAGAAUAAAUCCUAGUUGAUAGACAAACAUUUACUGUUUUUACUGUUAACGUGGCAGCAUUAAGACAUUAACUUAGAACCAGAGGAUCAGUCAGUCUGAGAGCGUUUCACCGCUCAUUAAUAAUAGAUCUCAUGGAAUAGUGAUUAGGUUAUUAUUUAAAAUUUGUUCGUAUUAUUUAUGUUUUUUAAUUUAAGUGCAGCUCCGCCAUACCUUGCCGACUUCCGUUCGGCUAUUUUAAGUUUUUUAUUUUUUUUGUGUCUAACUUCUGCAGAUCUAGUCAAAGGCAGUAUCGGCCUUUAGUAAUUGUAUCAUCCGUUUUUUACAUAAACAGACCUGCCUACAUUCCUCCUAGUGUAGUUCUGCAUAUAAAUUAAACAAAAAUAUCGUUUUUGUCAUGUAUUAUAUAUGUGAUUCGCGGACCAAUGCGUCUGAUGCUUGCGAAACUAAGAGCACGCUAUUUCUCUUCUGUAUAUUACUUACUUAAUCUCUGUUGGCGGUCUUUUGUCAAUUGAAACAUCAAUAUUCAGUAUUAACGUACUUAACAAUAUAAGUUGAACUUUGAAAAGCAACAGUGUCAAUUCUGUUGCCAAUUGAUCGCGAACACCUGCAACGUUUGUCAAUAUUAGUAGUUUUAUCUUGAUAACAAUCUCUGUGACUGAGUUGCUCUUAGUUCCGCGUCGCUCAUUGUAUUUUAUAAUGUUCAAUACUGAUGUUUUUAUAUUAUAUGCUUUAGCGUUACGUGUCGCUGGUUGUGGGUGGGGACAGAGAUUGGCUCAGCCUUGUGAUAAGUUGUUGGGUGGCCGUAUUCUGUCCCCGAGUUUAUUAUGGGGUUGUCGUACGGUGGCAUGCCGAAACUUUUAACCAGUACUUGUACGAACUUGCUCCGUUUUCGGGCGGCGCCGAACGACCGCCCCACCAACGACAACAAUAAAAUUUGUAAAUUAUUAUCCAGUUGAGAGCAAUAAGCGUUGUGAAACAGAAUGAACCCUCUAUUUUUGUAUUCAAUUAUAAAUGUUAAGACGAAUGAAGAUUUUAGUUUCACUGGUCGGGUGAACCCUAAGGAUGCAUAUACUGUAGUUUUCAGAGGGUUAUUUAAUUAAAAUAUAACAAACAAACAAAAUGACAAACUUAAAGGCAAAUGGUACUUAGGUACGAUUACUUGUUACAUAGACAUUUGUUUAGCUGUUUGUCGUAUGUAAGUUACUUGUAGCUACAUAAGUACUGUAUAAUUUCAUAGUGACUAGUUUUAGUGUUUGUAGUAUGUAUCUAUGUGUGUAGUGUAGUGCGGUGAUGAUCGCAAUUGCACUGUAGUAGAGCUAUUAUAAAUAAAGUAGUUUCAUAAAGUAGACAAUGCUU
This is a messenger RNA of Aethina tumida (small hive beetle), 3769 nucleotides long. RefSeq names its product RNA-binding protein Musashi homolog 2. The record is from RefSeq and is a predicted model, not a curated record. Gene Ontology annotation, molecular function: RNA binding. The transcript is spliced from 5 exons. The coding region runs from base 406 to 1497 and encodes 363 amino acids. Gene Ontology annotation, cellular component: cytoplasm. NCBI's taxonomy places the organism in Eukaryota, Metazoa, Arthropoda, Insecta, Coleoptera, Nitidulidae.